Durusdinium trenchii is the source of this 1452-nucleotide messenger RNA. The record is from the annotation of a GenBank genome assembly. Lineage: Eukaryota; Dinophyceae; Suessiales; Symbiodiniaceae.
AUGGCGAUCAUGCAAGGUCGCCGAGUGGCGCUGGUGGCAAUUGUGCAAUGGGUCUACGUGUCGGGGAAGGGAAACCCUGACUUCGAUUGGCAUGGCGAUUGCACUGAUCGCUUUCGAUACCCGAAGAAGUUCCCAGUGGGAGGAGAUCCUCAGUACUACAACGGCAUUACGAUCAACAUGACCUGCUUCAAGAACGACACCUUUGACCGUUACUCCACUGGAAAUCCAGUUUUCUUCAUUGGCGAUUGGGGAGGUCUGAACUGGGGAAUCGGUCCUGUUCCUGCAGACCAUACCAAGACUCAUGAUCCUUUCAAGCGACGUGGCUACAACUGGGCUGUGGAUCACAACGCACAGUGGAGGGUUUCAGGAGCAUUUAAUGCUCGUGGCAAAUGGAGAAAUCCAGACUAUGUCAUCAACGUUGGUGACAACUUCUAUUGGGGUGGCGUGGACUGUCACUGUGGCAACAUGUAUGCUCGCUGCGACACCAAGCAGUGGAAGUGGAUCUAUGAGGAGAUGUGGAAGGGUCCUGGCAUCGAUGGCAAGCAGUGGCUGGGUGUGCUGGGUAACCAUGACUGGGGGGGCUGGCAGUUCAACAAAGGUUGGGAUCAGGUGAUUGCGUACAGCUGGGGUGGACUGGCAGAGUCUACUGGCCGCUGGCUGCAGCCGUCCAUAUAUUGGGCUGCCCCAGUCCACUACCCUGGAUUCAAUGUCGACUGGUUGUUUGUCGACAGCAACAUCUUCGACGUCAGGGAGAGCCCCUGGUGGGAUCCUGAGCACAACAUUUGUGGUGCUCAGCACAGUGGUACCUAUGCAGGUGCAGGUUGUGGGCAUUCAGGACCAUAUUCCGUCUUCGACUGUUCGAAAUGGUUUGGUCAUCUCUGGGACGCUCAGUCAGGCUGGCUUGAUGCGAAGUUGAAAGAAUCGGUCACGCAUCAAGUUGAUUGGCAAUUCGUGGUUACACAUUUCCCUCCUUGGUGGGGCGAGGCUCAUUGGAAGUAUUUGGCCUGGCAGUAUGGCAUUGACUUGUUUGUGACCGGGCAUGUUCAUCGUCAAGAUGUUCUGGAGCAAUGGGAUUGGAGAAACCAAUUUAAGCCUUCUGUGUGCAUCAUUACAGGUGGAGGUGGUGGCAUCACAUCGGAGUUCUGGCCAGACAACAAUGGUAAUGACGAUCAGUAUGGGUUUGUCGAUGCGACUCUUUGGAAGGACAAAGUGAGGUUGGAGAUGAUCUCCCAUGGUGGCCAAACGCGAAAGACCCACUCGUUCACCAAGAGACAAGCUCAGUACAAGCCAGACAAACUUGAGGGUCCCUAUCUGAUCAAAGCAGAACAAGAAGCGUGGGCUAAGCUUAACCCACCUAAACCUGCAAACAAGACAGAGGAGAAGAAGGAACCGGAAAAGAAAACGGCUGAUGACAAGGAGGAGGAUCACAAGAAGAAGGACGUUAGCGUGUGA